UCCUUCAUUAUUAUGAUUCAGGAAUCAGGAGGUGAUGUAAUGUGAUAAUGUGUUGAAAUUUCGAGAGGAUAUCAGAAAAGUUUGGAGUGAAGUUUUGUUAAUGUGUGUAUGCCCGAACUCUUGUCAUUCAUGUUAUUUUAAUCAUCCAAAAACUAUUGCUAAUUUGUGCCGGUUUUGCGAAGAGCUUUCCUCAGUGUAGCGCAGCAGUGCCAUAGUAUCGUGCAACAAAAUAAUUUUCUUGAACUUUUACUGCUUCAAGACGUUACAUAAUGUUAGCUUACAAAAUCACCAGUCGAUUAUGUCCCUGCUCUCUUGCACAUUCACAUUGCGCUCCAGUGCAAGUCUCAUUAUUCUCUUCAAAUUUAGUCCGGCGCAAUAAUUUCAGAGGCCUCUCAUCUCGCAAAAUACUGCCUUCUCUUCUAUCCCGAUUCAAAGUGCCAGCCUUUGUCAGGAAACUUGAGACUGUCGCUGUGGAUAGUAUCUCUUGCUCCAUACCCACUCGGGGAAGCAAAGCUGUUGGAUUUUGGCUGGCUGGAUGUAGCGGCAUGGUAUUUGGAGCAGUCGCCCUUGGAGGUGUGACUCGUCUAACAGAAUCAGGACUCUCUAUGGUUUCAUGGAAGCUUACGGGUGAGAAGUUACCUCUGACAGAAGUAGAAUGGAAAUCAGAAUUUGAAAAAUAUCAAGAAUAUCCCGAGUUUAAGCUAAAAAAUCAAAAUAUUUCACUAGCAGAAUUUAAGUGGAUUUGGUACAUGGAAUAUGGGCAUCGCAUGUGGGGUCGCCUCCUUGGGGCAGUAUUCCUAAUCCCAGCCACAUAUUUUUGGAGUAGAGGGUAUUUCAAUUCCUCUCUAAAGAGACGCACAAUAAUUUUUACAUCCUUGAUUGGUGCUCAAGGUCUGUUAGGAUGGUAUAUGGUCAAAUCUGGACUGGAGGAUAGAUUUCAUGAACCAAGUGAUGUCCCUCGAGUAUCUCAGUACCGACUUGCUGCUCAUCUCACAAUGGCCUUUACUCUGUACUCAUUAUUUUUGUGGUCUACCUUGGAUCAACUCUUGCCAUCAAUGAGCUUCAAAGAGAUCAGUCCGAGCUUGAGGAAGUUAAGAGCUGUUACACACUCAACAAAAGGCUUAGUAUUCUUGACAGCAAUUUCUGGAGCAUUUGUAGCAGGUCUGGAUGCUGGUUUAGUGUACAAUUCCUUUCCUAAAAUGGCAGAUAGAUGGAUUCCUCAAGAUUUAUUUGCUUUUUCACCAAUCUUAAGAAACUUCACCGAAAAUCCCACCACAACUCAAUUCGUCCAUCGAAUUCUUGGUAUAUCAACACUCUCUGUCGCAUCUGGGAUGUGGUUGCUAUCACGCCGUUGUCAUCUCCCUCAUCGAGCAGCUUUAGCUGCAAAUGCUGUUGCAGCAGUUGCAUGGUUUCAAGUUGCUCUAGGUAUCACUACUUUAUUGCUGUAUGUUCCUGUCCCAGUUGCUGCAUUACAUCAGUCAAAUUCUUUGAUUUUACUUUCAUGUGCCAUUUGGCUAUCGCAUGAACUCAAAAAUGUUAAAAGGAUCAUUAAAUGAAUAAAAUCAGUCAGCUUCAUCGAAUAUUUUUUCAUGUUAAGUCAAAUCAGUAGCACCAUGAGAACUGAAACUUAAGUCUAAAUUUUUGACCUGAAGUAGCAUUGAUGUCGCCGGGAUUAGCUUUUUAUUAGAGGAAGAGCUGAGAUUUUAUUCCUCUUGACAUUAUCAUUGUUUGGUAUCAAUAGAUGUGUGAGACCUCUAUGAUACGAUAAUAAGCCACCAAAGACUUUCAUACUUAGCCAUCUGUCAGUCAUUUAGUUUAGAUCAAGGUCUUCACAAAUGGGACAGAAAGGAGGUGAAAAAAAGGCAUGAGCCUGACGUGACACUUUUUUUCCAAAGAGCAAUUAAUUAACUUAUCAUAGUCGUCAGGUACUUGCCCACAAACUUUCAUGAUCCUAGCUGUAAAAUUUAGUAAGAUACGGUAACUUUUUCAGAAUACGGUUGGGUUUUAUCAACCAAGAUGUCGGAAGGAAAAGGUGCCCUGAGAGAAGACAAGUUUCCUAGCACAAGUAAAUAUAAUAGGGAAUGCGAGAGUUUCUAUUUAAAUCUCUAAAUAUACAUCCAUUGUAUAAAUUUUAAUCGAAACUCGAUACCCUUUAAGUAUACUAUUGACAAAAUAAAUA
Molecule: messenger RNA, 2179 nt
Organism: Bemisia tabaci
Lineage: Eukaryota; Metazoa; Arthropoda; Insecta; Hemiptera; Aleyrodidae
Product: heme A synthase COX15
Biological process (GO): heme A biosynthetic process
Cellular component (GO): mitochondrial inner membrane
Molecular function (GO): oxidoreductase activity, acting on NAD(P)H, heme protein as acceptor
Source: RefSeq, a predicted model, not a curated record